Messenger RNA from Scatophagus argus, 814 nucleotides. RefSeq names its product lactose-binding lectin l-2-like. NCBI's taxonomy places the organism in Eukaryota, Metazoa, Chordata, Actinopteri, Scatophagidae. Gene Ontology annotation, molecular function: signaling receptor activity. The transcript has a single exon. The coding region runs from base 84 to 572 and encodes 162 amino acids. The record is from RefSeq and is a predicted model, not a curated record.
AGCUGUUUCUACAAAAUUCUUCAAAACAUCCAACAUUGCACAUUUCGUUCUCUGCAGACUUAGACGCAAGGUCUGACGCCAACAUGCUCUUGUUCCUCUUCUUGUUUGGCCUGGCUCUGGCUGCAGAGUCCCCUUCAGGUGGCCUGCAAGUGAUGCUACAGCGUGGAAACUGUCCCACGUUCUGGUACAACUUCAAUGGUCGCUGCUACAAAUACGUCUCUACACAUCUGAGCUGGGCUGAUGCAGAACUACACUGUGUGUCAGAGGGAGCCAACCUGGUGUCUAUCCACAGUCUGGAGGAACAGACGUUUGUCAAAGACCUAAUCAAGAACUUUGACCACAGUGAGGGAUAUACUUGGAUUGGACUCCAUGACAUACCAAGAGAAGGAGGAUGGAUGUGGUCUGAUGGGUCUGCAGUCAACUUUACCUUCUGGGCACCAGGAGAGCCAAAUAACAACCAGGGUGGAAAUGAAGACUGUGCUCACCUCAACUUUGGCACCAACAGGAAAUGGAACGACAUAUGCUGUGAUUCAACUUACCCCUCUGUUUGUGAAAAACGCAUAGCCUGUUAAAUGAAAAGGUUUCAAAUUUCUGAUUCAACCAGGUCACUGUGCACCUGCUGGUCUGAGGACAUGCAUUAAGCCAUUACGUGUUGGUGUGAACAGAAGUCGUUUAACUAAGCUUUCAUGGAUGUUUGACAUUCAGACAGGAAACUCCAGUGGCUGAUCAAAGAGAAAAUUUCUUCCAAAAUUUGCAAAUGUCACCAAUCUUGAAUUUCCCUCGGGAUCAAUAAAGUAUCUAUCUAUCUAUCUAU